Molecule: messenger RNA, 987 nt
Organism: Cyclocybe aegerita
Lineage: Eukaryota; Fungi; Basidiomycota; Agaricomycetes; Agaricales; Hemipholiotaceae
Source: the annotation of a GenBank genome assembly
AUGGGAAAGGGGAUACCGGAUGGAAGACGCAAGGGUGUGAGCCAACGAUUUCACACCACCACUGAUCCCAUGCUAUCUCCCCGAUUGGCCGGCGCCAGUGGAAGCAGGCGAAGUCGACUGGAUUUCCCGCAGCAGCUUAUUACUCACCUUCCAUCCUCAAAGCCAUACCUCACAAGUCGACGCCUUGCCCAACCCACCAUGACUCCGUAUAACGUCGUGCUGUUCGGCGAGUCGGGCUGCGGGAAAAGCUCCCUGGUGAACAUGCUUCUCGGCUUCGAAGCAGCGCCCACGUCCAGCGGAGCCAGAGGUUGCACAUUUGACAGCAAAGGUUACGAUAUCUGGAUCGAAGGCAAUCGUUUUAGGGUCCACGAUACUGCUGGCCUCGACGAAGGAGAAGAGGGUCGGGUGCCAAAAUCCGAAGCAAUCACCCAACUCUACUCCUUAUUGCGUUCUCUGGAGGGAGGUGUGAACCUUCUGGUCUUCUGCAUGAAGGCGCCGAGAAUCAAGGAGAGCGCCAAGCACAACUGGCUCCUCUUCCACGAGAUCAUGUGCAGGGGGCAGGUCCCUAUCGCCAUCGUCGUGACAGGCCUCGAGCAGGAGGAUAAUAUGGACGACUGGUGGGAGAACAACGAGGACACUUUUCGUCGAUACGGGAUGCAUUCACACGGGCACGCGUGUGUCACCGCCAUCCGUGGGAGGCUGAGAAGGGGAGAAUACACCCUGCAAACAGAAUACGACGAAUCCAAGGCCAAGGUCGAGCGGAUGAUCAAGAGGUGCUACAAAGAGCAACCGUGGCGCAUGCAGAGGGUCCAAUGGCUUGGGGAGGUAAUUUACGAUGUUACGUAUAAGUCGAGGUGGUGCCAGGAUCCCGAAGAGAUCAAGACGGCCGUGGGGAGAACCAAAGGUGCGGUCGACGAGCUCGUUAGCAAAUGCGGGAUGUCGGAAAAGGAGGCGGAGGAGCUAGGCCAAAAGCUGGACAGGAUGUGA